CUUCCGCCACAUUCAGUAUGGCGGCGACGCCAGUCCACAGAGGCGAUUGAGCAGGUCGCUAGUGGCGCGUUCCACUCCAGUCAUGGCGGCCCGCCGACCGGUCGCGGGCAGCGGGGCUCUGGCAACGUGCGGUCUGGAGAGCAUUCUGGAGGCGCUGAAGCUUCUGCUGAGCCCGGGAGCAUCGGAUUCAGGUUCACUACAGAUCACAAAACAUGAUGUCCUGUUGGCUACUUUAAGCUCCAACCUGUCUGCUUUGGAGGACAAAUUGCUGAAGGAUCCUCACUGGAAGAAACUGAAACUCCUGAGGGAUGAAAUUGCUAAUAAGGCAGAAUGGCCACAAAACUCUGUGGAUGUCACCUGGAGUUUUACCUCUCAAACUUUGUUGUUGCUGUUGUGCUUGAAGGAAACCAUGAUCCACCUUGCAGCUGACUUCAGUCCGGGUAAACCCAGCCUGAGGACUCCGGAAGCCGCUCCUGCCCUGAGCCCAGAUACACUUAGCAUCUCACAGCAGAAGACUGUCCAGUCCGUGUUGCAGUUUGUAGUCACCUUCGGUGUCUGCCCGUAUCUCGUGCCUGGUGUGGGAGUCCCUUUGAGAUGCAGGACCGCGUUUGGUGCCGUUGUUCAGGAUGUGGUGUGUCUGAGCGCUCCUCCCGAUGCGACCCGGAGACUCUACACCAGCUGCAGGAUUCUUCUGAACAUUGCGCAUCACACUUCCCUGGGGAGCUUGAUUUUCUGCCGCCAUUUUGGGGAUAUUGCAGCAGGUCUGUGUCAGCUGGGAUUCUGCCCCACCAAGAGAAAACCGCUAAAACCUGAGGAAGAGGUUUUAACGGAAGAGGAAAGAACCUUUUCUAGGGAGGCCUUGAGAGACAUCUUGGAUCAAGUGUAUCAACCCUUAGCAGUCCGAGAAUUACUUAUCCUCCAGGGAGGACCACCCCAGUCCUGCACAGAUGAAAAGACACAAGUUAGGUGUCGGGCCCCAGCUUGGCUUCGGCGUCUAUGUGGGCAGCUGCUCUCCGAAAGGUUGAUGAAACCCAGUGGUGUUCAGGCAGUAGUCCGGGGCAUUCUGGAAGGAGCAGGUGCUGGGGCGGCUGGCGGGAGUGAUGCAGAGGCAAUGGCUGCUGACUGGAAGAAGUGUGACUUGAUUGCAAAGAUCCUGGCCUCUUGUCCCCAGCAGUCUCUUUCACCAGAGGAUUACUAUCGAGAUAUCUGCCCCCAGAUUCUAGAUUUAUUUCACUUUCAAGAUAAAUUGACAGCGCGACAGUUUCAGAGAGUUGCCACCACUACCUUUAUAACCAUGUCGAGAGAACGCCCACAAUUGGCUUCGAAGUAUUUGCUUGAACCGGUGCUAGCCCCCCUCCACCGAUGUUUAAACACCGCAGAGAUUCCAGAGAGUGACAUGGCUCCAGGGACCAUUUUGGUAACAGAAGAGGAACUUAGUAGAUGUAUUGAGGAUGUAUUUAAGGUGUACGUGGUCGGGAACGAACCUUUGACGGUUUUAGUGGACUCCCUGCUUCCAGUCUUGGGUGUGCUCUUUUCUCUAUACUGUUUCACCAAGCAAAGCGUGUCUCAUAUAAGGUCACUUUGCCAAGAGAUCUUAUUAUGGAUUCUGGGGAAGCUAGAGAGGAAGAAGGCAAUUGCCAGCCUGAAAGGAUUUGCAGGAUUGGACAAAUCUGUGUCCUCUCUUCCUUCUCUGUGUCAGUUUAGAGCGGCCACUCAAGGUGGCAUCAUGAUUACCAUCAAAGAGACCGUUUGUGACGAAGAUGAGGAUGAAGCCUUGUACCAGAAGGUGUCCUCAGAGCAGUGCCGGGUUGAGCACCUUGGGGACUUGUUAUCCCACUGCCAGGAGUGUGGUUUGGCAGGUGACUUCUUCAUCUUCUGCUUGCAGGAAUUGACUCAUGUGGCCAUGGAAAAUGAGACAGAGUUAAAAACAAAACCCUUCUCCAGCAAAAGCGUCUUGGAGUUAGAGCAGCACCAAACUCUUGUGGAAGGCCAGGGCCAGAAGCUGCUGGUUCUACAGCUGUUGGCCGUUCUGUGCGAGAGGAUGUCUGAGCAGAUAUUCACAAAUAUCACUCAGGUUGUGGACUUUGUGGCAGCAACCCUGCAGCGAGCGUGUGCAAGCUUGGCCCACCAGGCAGAGAGCACCGUGGAAUUGCAGACGCUGAGCAUGUCCAUGGGGCUGGUGGCUGUCAUGCUGGGAGGAGCUGUUCAGUUGAAGUCAGGUGAUUUCGCUGUCCUGAAGCAAUUGCUGCCUUUGUUGGAGAAGGUCUCCAAUGUGUACCCUGACCCUGUCAUCCAAGAGCUCGCUGCCGAUCUCCGCAUCACCAUCUCGACCCAUGGGGCGUUUUCCACCGAUGCUGUCAGUGUGGCUGCCCAAAGUACCCUGAACGGAAAGGAUCCAGAAGGGAAAAUAGAAGAACAGCAACAAACCAGUCAUGAAAAGAACAGGAAUGGGUCUGACCUCGAACAACAGCAAAGCCGGGAGAAAUCCAGGCAAAUGGGCCUGAAAUCUCACACUCCACCCAUUGCUCAGGAGGUCAGUGCAUCCAGAACUACUACAAACCACAAGUCUGGAAGCAUCACCACAGACCAGCUCCAGGAGGUUAUUUUAUCAGCUUAUGAUCCUCAGAUUCCAACGCGGGCUGCUGCCCUGCGAACUCUUUCCUGCUGGAUAGAGCAGAGAGAAGCAAAAGCCCUUGAGAUGCAAGAGAAGCUUCUCAAGAUAUUCUUGGAGAACUUGGAGCAUGAAGACACCUUUGUAUAUCUGUCUGCUAUUCAGGGGGUCGCCUUGCUCUCAGAUGUGUACCCUGAGAAAAUCUUGCUUGGCCUGUUGGCUCAGUAUGACGGUGGUAAAGACAAGCACACGCCAGAGACCAGAAUGAAAGUCGGGGAAGUCCUGAUGCGAGUUGUCAGGGCAUUAGGGGACAUGGUCUCAAAGUACAGAGAACCUUUGAUCCACACGUUCCUGAGGGGGGCAAGAGAUCCAGAUAGUGCUCACAGGGCCAGCAGCUUAUCUAACCUUGGAGAACUGUGCCAGAGGCUGGACUUUCUGCUGGGCUCUGUGGUUCAUGAGGUAACAGCUUGCCUGAUUGCUGUGGCUAAAACAGACCAUGAAGUUCAAGUGCGCAGAGCUGCCAUCCACGUGAUUGUGCUGCUGUUUCGCGGCCUCAGCCAGAAAGCUACCGAGGUGCUGAGGGAUGUCCUUAAGGAUCUCUACCACCUGCUGAAACACGUGGUGCGUUUGGAGCCCGAUGAUGUGGCCAAGCUCCACGCCCAGCUGGCCCUUGAAGAGCUGGAUGAGAUCAUGAGAAACUUCCUCUUCCCACCACAGAAGCUGGAGAAAAAGAUUGUGGUGCUGCCCUAGACCUGGCUCUAAGGACAUCAAGGAGGUAGAGGACCAAGAGCAGUGCCCAGUCCUUCCAGCAGGUGGCCCCACUGCCUCUUUGGUGCUGGCAAUAUGGCUGACCCUGGAUGGCUUUAUGUGUCUGGUCAUUUGUGCCUUCAGGCUGACCUUCCUAAAGCAUCUAUUUAGCAUCCUGCAUCCAGCCUGAAGCAUGUGUCAUUAGAAGACAAAA
Leopardus geoffroyi (Geoffroy's cat) is the source of this 3572-nucleotide messenger RNA. It is a transcript of the gene TANGO6, whose product is annotated as transport and golgi organization 6 homolog. The record is from RefSeq and is a predicted model, not a curated record. The transcript is spliced from 18 exons. The coding region runs from base 83 to 3361 and encodes 1092 amino acids. Gene Ontology annotation, biological process: protein secretion. Lineage: Eukaryota; Metazoa; Chordata; Mammalia; Carnivora; Felidae.